AGGCGAUCGAAAACAUGCGCCGCCUGCCGGCAAGAUUUGCUUUUUCUCGCGAGGGGAGACGUGCGACAUUUACUUGAAUCUAUGGUAAAGGACCCCCAUUUUUCUACUGUUCCGAGAAGAAUGAUACCAGGCCACUGACGAGAGAAAAAGGCUUCUCCUGACAAGCUUUAAAAACCAUGGACUUUCUGAAAUGUGGUUCAUGCGGCACCAUUUUCCACGAGCUUGACACCUUUAUCACACAUAAACAGGAAGGAUGCACUGGCAAGCCUGAAGAUGCGGAGACCACAGAGAAAAAAGCCAAUGCAGAGACGUCUGAGAAGGUGACACCAAAGGAGGAGCAAGCAACUACGGCCAAGAAGCCUGUCAAAGAUGAAGAGGCAUCCGAAGACAAAAAAGCUUCUGUUGCUCCCUCAGCCUCCAAAAACAAUGGUCUUCAGAAGGCAGGUCGGCGUGGCUUCCCUGGCUAUCUGCAUCAGCGUUUGCGGCAACAGAAGAAGCUUCAGAUGCAACGCGCCUGCAAGGUAGCGGCCGCCGAGCGGCAGCAACAGGCCUCCAAGGCCCAGCAGGCACGUUCGCACGGUCCUGGAACAUCUGUUGCCUGUGGCCGCUGUGAAGGCUGCAGAAGAACCGAGGACUGUGCUCAGUGUGCCAACUGCACGGAGAAAAAGACAGGUCUUCGUGGACCAAGAAAAAAGUGCCUGCUGAGGCGCUGCGAGAAAAGCACAGCACAGAAAAAGAAAGUGUACAUAGUGGAGAAGAUACUAAAGAAGAGGGUGAAUGCCGCUGGAAAAGUUGAAUAUCUCCUCAAAUGGAAGGGAUACCCAGACUCAGAAAACUGCUGGGAGCCAGAAGAGAACAUUAUCAGCAAGCGGCUCAUCCAGUUAUUUGAAAAAGAGCAACAAGAGGCUGCCCGCACUGAGAACAAAACGGAUGCCAAAGAUGAACUCAGCAGCUCCUCAAGCAAAGAGGUCAAGGAUGAGGAUGACAGUACAAGUGAAGACGCCGAAGCAGCCACUCAUAAGCGCAUAUUCUCGGCUCUGGGCCUCCACCGACAAGGAGAGGAGCUCGCCACGCCCACAACCGAACCAGGUCGCAGAGGCCGCACUAGUAAGUCAGCCGCAAAAGACUUUAUUAAGACGGUGUGCAGCAAAAGGCCGCGGAGCCCAGAGUCACUCGCAUCUCCAACGCGAAUGUCCAACGCAUCAACAGGCACUCCGCUGUCCAAACGACCCACAACCGUAAUGAGUCCCAACGCUCGGGAAACGGCUGCUGGGGACACAGCAGUAUCUGGCGAAGCAAAAGCGGAAGACACCGAGUCCAUAGCAAUCAUCUACAUCCCAAAGCCGGACGAUCCCGGCAAGUACAUUACUGUGAAAGGCGAUCAUCGGCAAGUGAGUGGCUUGGACAGGGUGGACCUGAAUCCUGUGGUUGUUUUAGGUCCCAAGCAUCCGGAGAUCAAAAGUGUACCUGGGCCAUCGAGUGGUGCUACAGGGACGGAAACAAAGGAGCCAGCCUCGUCAACGCCCAAGUCGCAGGAAGAGCCACGAACAAUCAAUGUGGAAGUGGUUCAGCUGGGCUCCCUCGAAGAGGAGGAGGAGGAAGAAGAGGAUGGCUCGUUCACUUCACCGUACCGCAAGCCAUCAGUGGUGGCCCGAGCACGCAUGAAAGCUGUCGGAAUGUUCUCUUCGCCGUCACGUCAGAUGGCUUACCACCGGGGCCCUGGCAGGCCACGCAAGACGACUCUGCCUGUGCCUACGCCAUCUCGCAGAGGUCGCAAGAGGAAACGACCGGCUAGGGAUGACUUCUACUACGGUGAUGAUGAUACAGAGUUUGUUCCUUCCCUGUCCCGUUCGACCAAGUGCAAGACUGUAGUGGAGGUUGUGGGUGAAGAUGUAGAUCCCUCCGCGUCUAUAGUGCCAGAGGUCCCCAAGAAGAAAGUGGGCCGGCCACGCAAAUACCCACCACAUCCCAUGCACCACCUGUCACCACAGCAACGCAAGAUGCUGGCGGCGCGGCGUGGCCGCAAGAAGCUGACACAGCCGCGUACUCGACGGAACCGCGUGUUUGUGGUGAUGGCUGAUGGCACUAUGGUGGAAGUGUGCGGCACAGACCGACAACGGGCGGUUGAGCGGGCAACCGAGAAGGUGCGUGCCAUGCGGGAGGGCGGCGCCGACACACUCGCUGCGGAUGAAACGGACCUUGCUGAGGAUGAGGACAGCAUGCCAGCAGCACCGGCUGCAGGCAUCGCAACAGCAGCAGCCACUGCGAAAGAACCUGCUCCGGACGGUGCUACCGGCAGCACUGGUACAGUGGGGCCAAGCGUAACAAGUCCUACCGGAGCAGGCACCCCACAAGGUGUGAUAGGCAAUCGGAGGAGGAGCAGCACCCAGAUGAGCCUGGAGGAGUGCACCAAUGACGCCGUGGACGACACGCACACUCUCAAGCUGCCCAACACAGUGCAGCUGGUAGAAAGCGAACUCCCAUUGGCCGAGGCUGAAAACGCGGACUCCCUCAUCGGCAUGUUCCUCUUCCGACAGGUGUUCUCCCCUAAUGACACCAGCCUGCAAUGCCUGUUCUGCCAGUCCAAGUAUGUGUUCCGUUUCCCCGUUGACCUGGAGAAGCACUACCACGUGAUCCAUGAAAUAGCCGUGCACAGUGCCAAGGCAGAGUUCAGCGAGGCUGUGGUGUUUGUGUGUGUGCCCCCAGAUGUCACUGAGGACACCACACUGAACUCCACGUGUCGGUUCUGCGACCUCACCCUGCGCACCCUCUCGGAGGUACGCGACCACUACCCGGAGGUGCACUCCAAGACUGUACGGCUUGUGGCCGAGUCAGCAGUGACAGAGCUGGCAAACCAGUUCUACUGCAGCGUAUGCUCGUGGGCCUCACCAAGCUUUGAGCAGCACCACAGUCACAUGAAGGCAGCGCACCGGAUGCAGACUUACACUUGCCGCUAUUGCGGAUACUGCACACCGAGGCCAGGCCGGCUGCGUUUCCAUGUCAAGCAGCGCCAUCUGCAAGACCAGCCGGGUCCACACCUGCAGUGCUCGGUGUGCUCUGUCUACGUGCACGGCCGAGAACGACUGCACAAACACAUCCUGCUCUCGCACGCCGUCCAGACAGGCCCACAGACGUGGUCGUGUGCCAAGUGCCUACAGCCCUGUGGUAACUCAAAGGACCUCAUGGGCCACAUCAGCCGGUGCCCGCUGCUGCGGGGUGAGAAGGGAAAAGGCCGUGGGAGCCUGGGCUCCAGCCUGGGUGGAUCCUCUGGGGGACCAAAGACCAACCUCUUUUACAAGUGCAACAACUGCUCACUCACAUUCACCUCCGAAGAAGAGAUCAAGAAGCACAUGGCAGACGGGGUGCACCUUCCCAAGGGACAGGCGGCUACCAGUGGUCAGUCUGCAGUGCCAGGAGCCUCUGAAGAAGGCAGUUCUAGUGGCGCAGGCGAAGCGGCUCCCCUGGAGUUACCUGGAGGCCUGGAGGCCGGCAGCAGCGAGGACGACGGCCUGGCCGGGUCGUCGAGUACGUGUUUCCUGUGCUGCAUGCGCUUUGCCAGCGCCCAGGCCUGCCAGAUGCACCAGCAUCAUGUACACAUGCGAUGGGUCAAGCGCGGACUGCCGGACUUCUCCAGCGAAGAUGCCCAGAACAACCUGUACAGUAUGCCCAUGGUAGAGAACAACAGCGAGACAGAGCUGACUCAGCAGCGAGCAGUAGAAAGUAUCACGCAGCAGCCUGGCUCCGAGGAGGACACAACAGCACCCACUCAGGAGGCCACCGGGAGCGAAGGCUCCGCCACCCUGUUGGCCGAGGCAUCCAAGAAGAACCCAGAGGAAGGGGCCGCAGACGAUGGGAAAAACACUGCCGCAGGUGGCAGCCUCAGCUCGGCUGACAUCCCUUCAGAUGCCAAACUCCUGGAGUUAGGCUUUCCCACUAAGGUGGGCCACUACUGCCACGUGUGUGAUGCUGUGAUCAAGAGUUAUGCUCUGUACUACCUGCACAUGCACAACCUGCACCGUCUCGAGAAACGCUUCCAGUGCAUUGUGACAGCCUGCAGCCAGACCUUCACGUGCCCCAAUGCAUUCCAGCGCCACUCACUGCGCCACAACCAGAAGUCUGACAGCUUCUGCUCCAUGUGCGACAUGGUCUUCGACGACAACGAGCACCUUCAGGACCAUUUCCUCAGUGCUGAGCACGCCAACAAGUACAUGCGAGUGCAGGAGAAGUACAACCGCUCGGAGCCACGUAACUACCGGUGCCGAGUGUGCCACAGCUGGUUUGGCCUGUUUGCAACUUUUGUGAAACACAUGGAGACCGAAAGUCACCAGUACCAGUGCCAGCAUUGUGGUCUGCUCUUCGUCCAGCCAGGGCCUCGUCGUAACCACAUCCAAAGUGUACACCCAGAGCUUGCCAAUAUCUGCGAGAUAUGCGGCUCCAAGAUGGCCAACUCCCAGGCCCUUUGGAGUCACCUGUCUUUGCACAGCAUCGUGCACGAAUGCCACAAGUGCCACCGCCGCUUUCUCCAAAGGGAGCAGCUCAUGGCUCAUAUGGAAGUUCACGCGCCACCAACACCUUGCCCUUGGCAGGGCUGCAACCGCAAGCUGGCCACAAAAGUGGGGCUCUACAAUCACUUACGUAUGCAUCGUGGCGACACAGACUUCAGGUGCCUGACCUGUGGAAGAGGCUUCUUCAAGAAGAAAGCUUUAGACUCUCACAUGCGACUUCACGAAGAACCCUCUGCGCUGGCCAGGAUGCAACGUUCAGACUUGACUCAAGGUAGCCACAUUCUUACUGAAGUCAGCCCGCAGGAGAGCCAGGAGGAAUCUGCAGGAGAGCUCAUUCAGCUUAUCUGUGCCGGCUGCCUGAACGGCUUCGAGUCUGAGGACUUGUUUGCUGCUCACAUUUGCACAGGCCACCAAGGACAAGGCCAAGAGCAGGCCUUCGUGACUGCUGAUGAUUCUGUGAUCAACAUGGUCACGGGAGAUGGCACGCUGUCAUCAGCGGAUCUUGGUGGAAGCCAGCUGGUGGCCACGACAGAAGACGGUAUCACCACAACUGUGGCAAUAAAUCCACAAGAGGAUUUGGCCACGCAGUUAGCCCGGGCUGUAGCUGAAGCCACAGGCCCAGGCCAGGUGACUGUGUCUAUAAACACGGCCGACGGCAUAGCAACCAUUAGCCAGGACCCACGAGAUCUGGCAGACUUCCAAGGCAUGGAAUCCGUGACCAUGGACUCUGCCGACCUGGAGCUUACGGACCAACAGCACCAGAUGUCCUCAUUGCAGCAAGAGGGAAUGGAAACAAACGAACAGGAAGGGGGCGAUGAGCUCGUCAUACAACAGCUCGGAGAGCCUGCAGAGGACAGGUCACCACAGCAGGAGCCUGAACAGCAAGAGCAUGCAGCUGCAGAAGAGAUGAUGCAUGCCGAAGAACAACCUGAGGAGCAGGCACAAGCGGAGCAAGAACAAGAGGAACACCAGAUGGAAGGCACCAUGCAUCAUCAAGCACCCGAACACCAGGACACUGCCAUGGAGGCCGAGAUGAACGAACAAACAGCACAGCUGCUGAUGGCUGCCAAUCAGGAAGGCCUGGAGCACCUGGCCGUGGAGUCUGAAAACGGCGAAGUGAUCCACUUCGCCAUUGUUCACCAUCCGGAAGAGUCUCAGGAAGGAGUAGCCGUCACCUCAGAGGAGAUGGCCAUGCUGGCUGCUGGCGGAGACGGUGCAGCAUCGUCUCUGGCUCGCAUUAUGACGAUGGACACAUCGUCGUACAUGGUAUCCGGCGACAUGACCACAACGUCGGCACAACUGGGCAGCGAGACGAAAGUGGUAGGUGCUCUUAACACCGAGGCACCUUUGCUGUCCGUGGGCUCUGGUGAUCUGUGCACCUCUCGAGAAACAUACGACGUGGGACAGGGUGAGACCGCUUCGGAGGCCAUGGCCGAAGGCACCGAGGGCCAAGAGCAAGCCAUCACGCCCGAAGGCAUGGCCUAUGCCGAGACCCCUGCCACCGGUGAAGGUGACCAGAUGCCCAUUGUCAUGAUGGUACCAGGGGGUCAAGAAGGCUUGAACAUGGAGGGUGAGGAAGGGUUUGCCAAUGCGGCUGUGCUCAAGGUUCCCACCUCGGAUGGUGGGGAGAGGGUGCUUCUGAUUCCCAUCAGCUCAGAAGGCGGGAACACGGUGUUCGCUUUGCCAGGAGGACUGACACUUGGAGGGGUUGCCGAAGGACAAGAAGGGUCCGAAGCACAGCAGGGCUGUGUGACAGUGGCCCUGGAUCCUGCCUCAGCAGCCAAUGUUGGUGAGGACCAUGGCAUUCUCACAUUACCAAUGGUGACGGACACAAUGACAGGCCAGGUAUCAGUGCAGUUUGCUCCCGAGCCAGGAGAAUAGGUUUCUUUGUGACAGCACAGGCAAAAACGUUGUGUGGGGUGCUUGCAGGAAUGGUGCAUUCUGUUCUCUAUGUGCCGGUCUCACCAUAUUGUUUGCCUUUGUGUUUCCGGUGAGGCCAUGUUAAUAAGCUGUGCUUGCUGUGUGGGUUUGAAGCACACAAAUUGAACAGAUGGUCAAGGGUUUCCAUCAUUUUCUGUAAUUUCGUUGUCUUUUCCUUGUGCCUUGUUGUAUUGCAGUGGUUCCCUUCGGUCUUUUUGCCCCUUCUCUCGCUCUCUUUUGCACAAGCAAAAUGUUGAAAGCCUUUUGGUGUUCUAGGUUUCAAUGUUGAGAACAGAUGUUUUUGUAUUCCAGCAGUAUGUCUCCCGUGAUCAUGCAAAAGGAAGUAAAGACUCCCAAAGACAAGGCUCUUAUGGCUUCCCAAAGUACAACUUGACACAGUCUGCACUUCCAUCAUGUCCAUUUUUAGUUCAUUGUUCAUUCCGAGCUAAAAUUCAAAGCAAGCAAACUGAAUUGUGACUGAUCAUCAUACUUUUCUUUGUAAAAUGUUGUUGGUAUCGGGCAUGGAAUGGAUGCCAAGUAAUAAAGUUACACUUAAGCACAAUCAUCUCAUCAAACUUACAAAAUGGAGUCAUGUUUCAAAAGUCAUGAAGCGCUACUGUAAAUAUACUUGCAUUGUUUCUUUCAACUAUACAAUUGUAGUAUGCCACUGCUGUUGUCCACCGCAGGAUUUUCGCGAAUUGGACUGCACAGUGGUAUCUUGUACAUUUUUUUGCUGUCAAUAAAGCAUGUUCACCACUCUUAA
This is a messenger RNA of Rhipicephalus sanguineus (brown dog tick), 7188 nucleotides long. RefSeq lists its product as uncharacterized. Gene Ontology annotation, cellular component: nucleus. The transcript has 23 exons. The record is from RefSeq and is a predicted model, not a curated record. Gene Ontology annotation, biological process: regulation of transcription by RNA polymerase II. Gene Ontology annotation, molecular function: DNA-binding transcription factor activity, RNA polymerase II-specific; RNA polymerase II transcription regulatory region sequence-specific DNA binding; zinc ion binding. Bases 177 to 6386 code for a protein of 2069 amino acids. Lineage: Eukaryota; Metazoa; Arthropoda; Arachnida; Ixodida; Ixodidae.